This is a messenger RNA of Cricetulus griseus (Chinese hamster), 2304 nucleotides long. Lineage: Eukaryota; Metazoa; Chordata; Mammalia; Rodentia; Cricetidae. The record is from RefSeq and is a predicted model, not a curated record.
CGGGACCGAGCCCCUCCGACGCCCAGCAUGGACCUGGAAACCAAAAUGAAGAAGAUGGGCUUAGGUCAUGAACAAGGAUUUGGAGCCCCCUGUCUAAAAUGCAAAGAGAACUGUGAAGGGUUCGAACUACACUUCUGGAGAAAAAUAUGCCGUAACUGUAAAUGUGGGCAAGAAGAACAUGAUGUCCUCUUGAGUACUGAGGAGGAUCGUAAAGUGGGGAGACUCUUUGAAGACACCAAGUACACCACCCUGAUUGCCAAGCUGAAGUCAGAUGGGAUUCCCAUGUAUAAACGCAAUGUCAUGAUACUGACCAAUCCAGUUGCGGCCAAGAAGAAUGUCUCCAUCAACACUGUUACCUAUGAGUGGGCUCCCCCGGUCCAGAACCAGGCAUUGGCCCGGCAGUACAUGCAAAUGCUGCCUAAGGAGAAGCAGCCAGUGGCCGGCUCGGAGGGGGCACAGUACCGGAAGAAGCAGCUGGCCAAGCAGCUGCCUGCACAUGACCAGGACCCUUCUAAGUGCCAUGAGUUGUCACCCAAAGAGGUGAAGGAGAUGGAGCAGUUUGUGAAGAAGUACAAGAGUGAGGCUCUGGGAGUGGGUGACGUGAAGCUUCCCUUGGAGAUGAAUGCUCAGGGUGACAAGGUGUACAGCCCUGCUGGGGAUAGAAAUACCUCGACAGCUGUGGCUGACCAGCCCAAGAAGACCCAUUAUUCCUGUUACUGCUGCAGAGACAUCAUGAAGGAAGGAGACCCAGCUGUCUAUGCUGAAAGGGCUGGCUACGACAAACUCUGGCACCCAGCCUGUUUCAUCUGCAGCACCUGUGGUGAACUCCUGGUCGACAUGAUUUACUUCUGGAAGAAUGGGAAGCUGUACUGUGGCAGACAUUACUGUGACAGCGAGAAGCCCCGCUGUGCUGGGUGUGAUGAGCUGAUAUUCAGCAAUGAGUAUACCCAAGCCGAAAACCAGAACUGGCACCUGAAACACUUCUGCUGCUUUGACUGUGACAACAUCUUGGCAGGAGAAAUAUACGUGAUGGUCAAUGACAAGCCUGUGUGCAAGCCCUGCUAUGUGAAGAACCAUGCUGUGGUGUGUCAAGGAUGCCACAAUGCCAUCGACCCGGAAGUGCAGAGAGUGACCUACAACAACUUCAGCUGGCAUGCAUCCACAGAGUGCUUCCUGUGCUCCUGCUGUAGCAAGUGUCUUAUCGGGCAGAGGUUCAUGCCUGUAGAAGGGAUGGUCUUUUGUUCCGUGGAAUGCAAGAAGAUGAUGUCUUAGGAGGGAAGCACUGAGCAGGAUUGAGCCAUAGCUAUCCAUAGUGGCCUGCAUUUCAUGAGAGAAUGCAAUUUGAAAAAAUAAUAAAAGGAAAAAAAAACUAUGUAGCAAACCAGAAGAUUUUGUCCAAGAUUUUUCUUUGUUUUAACCUUAUGGAUUUUUGUCCACUGUAAUUUUAAAUUACUGCUUUAAGCCUAUGAUUUAAAAAAAAAAAGUAAAGAAUUGUAGUUUUCCUUUCCACACAUGAAAUCUUUGAGUCCGGAAGCUUGAAUUUAAUCGAUCUUUAUAAUGGAAGACCCCCUAGUGCCAAAUAAUAUGUAUCACUUAAAAGUUAGUGUCCUGGGAAAGAUGAACAUGUUGGCUCCUGUGCUUUGAUUCAUAUGGAAAAUGGAAAAGACAUUAGAUGAUGGUUCCUGGUGUGACACUCUGCACUUAGCCUGUCUCGUGAACCGUGACCAGGCUCAGUGAGUUCCUUGUGGCAGAUGCCCGUGGUGGUGCAUGGUGGGUGUUCCAGUGCCUAAGCCUUUGCAACUCCUUCUUGAGGCAAAGGAGACUUCUUCUUAUUGCAUUUCUUUGUAUUUACUUGACCUCUCAGUGUUCUCUUUUUUCCUCUAGUAACCUCCAUUUAAGGCCUUGAAUGUUUUAUAUGUAUGUGGCAGAACAAUAUGCAAACUUUGCUCUUAGAGAUUUUUGUUUUUUGUCUAGAACAUAAAACCAGACUAUUCAUUUAGUUCUCUUUGAAAUCCAAAGAAUAUGCAUAGAUUUUAUACCCAGGGAAUUAUAGCUUGUGCUGACGUCACUUGCCUGCCGUGCCGUACUUGUUUGCAUGAUUUUUACUCUUAUCUGAUGGAAACUCUCUCUCGCUACCUCUGAGCUUGCUGUAGACACGGACUGUCUUCUUGCCUGUACACUCCCAUCAUGGGGUAUUUUUUAAUGUUUUCCCCUUGUAUGCUUUUAUACAUAACUAUGCACUAUAAAUAUUAAAUGGAAUGUCUAUUAUAUAUGUUAUCCAAAAUAAAGUCUCUUUCAUUUUAA